CUCUCUUUUCUCUUUUAUUUUCUUUCCCUGAUUUUUAGUUGGAAGAAAUUGGAAAAAAUUAAAGAAAGAAAAAAGAAAAGAAACGUUUUUAUUUCUUUUCCUUUCGCUUUUGUCCAGCUCGCUCUUUCAAGAUCCCUACAACAAACUGUUGAAAGCUCAAACAGAUCACAAAAUAUUGCACUACAUUUGGUCUAAACAAUAGUCUUCUUGAUCAGUGGCCCUAUUUUCUACAAGGAAUUAGAUUUUGUUUUCUCUUUGGCUGGUGAAGAGGGAGAAUUGUGAUUAUAUUGUGUUAAAAUCUGUAUUUGUGUACUAUUGGGCUAGAUGUUUUGUUGUCUUGAAUGGGUUUUAGUUUCUUAUAGAUACUAAGUGGAUUGAGUGUAUCUUAUUACUGAAAAUACUGGUCAGGCCUGGCUCUGGAGAGCUACUUAGACUCUUGCCACCAGGGGGCGGUGCCUGCCAUGGCACCUUCUCGUGUGGCUUUAGCCCAAUCUUCCUCAAGUUCAGGAAUUUUCUUCCAGGGGGAUGGGCAGUCCCAGGCUGUAGUUAACUCUCAUUUGACCUCAUCGUUUGGUAACUCAUCCAAUUCCAUUCCCGGAACUGGGCGUCCCAAUUUGGGUCCGGUUUCUGGGGACAUGAAUAAUGCGGUUUUGAACAGCGUGGCAAACUCUGGACCAAGUGUUGGGGCAAGUUCUUUGGUGACAGAUGCAAAUUCAGCACUUUCAGGAGGUCCCCAUUUGCAGAGAAGUGCAAGCAUUAAUACAGAGUCAUAUAUGCGUUUGCCAGCAUCUCCUAUGUCCUUUACAUCGAAUAAUAUCAGCAUUUCAGGGUCCUCAGUUGUCGAUGGGUCGUCCGUAGUACAGCAGGGUAAUCAUCAAGAUCCAAGUGCACAGCAAGUCCAGCAGACUCAGCAACAACAAGGGGCCACAAGUGCUUCAUCCCUGCCUGCAUCACAAACUCCACAAGCUUCUCUUUCAAUGGGACCACGAGCCACUGGAACCUUCCUACAGGACCCUAAUAAUCUAUCCCAGGUGCAAAAGAAACCUAGAUUGGAUAUCAAACAGGAAGAUAUCCUACACCAACAAGUUUUGCAACAACUGCUUCAGAGACAGGACAGCAUGCAAUUGCAGAGCCGAAGUCCGCAGCUACAAACCUUGCUUCAUCAACAGAGACUGAGGCAACAGCAGCAAAUUUUCCAAUCUAUGCCACCAUUGCAGAGAGCCCAGUUGCAGCAGCAGCAGCAACAGAUGCAGCUGAGGCAGCAAAUGCAACAACAGGCAAUGCAGCCAGCAUCUGCUAUCAAGCGUCCUUAUGAUGGAGGCAUAUGUGCGCGCCGGUUGAUGCAAUAUCUGUAUCAUCAGCGACAAAGACCAGCUGAGAAUUCUAUUGCCUACUGGAGGAAAUUUGUGGCAGAAUAUUAUUCACCUCGUGCAAAGAAAAGAUGGUGCUUGUCAUUAUACGACAAUGUUGGGCAUCAUGCACUAGGUGUUUUCCCUCAGGCAGCUAUGGAGGCAUGGCAGUGUGACAUUUGCGGCUCUAAAUCUGGAAGAGGAUUUGAGGCCACUUUCGAAGUACUUCCUAGACUUGAUGAAAUCAAAUUUGGCAGUGGUGUCAUCGAUGAGCUUUUAUUUUUGGACUUGCCAAGGGAAUGUAGAUUUCCUUCUGGAAUAAUGAUGCUAGAGUAUGGAAAAGCAGUGCAAGAGAGCGUAUAUGAGCAACUUCGGGUUGUCCGUGAGGGUCAACUUCGUAUCAUAUUCACACAUGACUUGAAGAUUUUGUCUUGGGAAUUUUGUGCACGGCGUCAUGAAGAACUUCUCCCACGAAGAGUGGUUGCGCCACAGGUGAAUCAGUUAGUUCAGGUGGCACAGAAAUGCCAGAGCACAAUUGCUGAAAGUGGAGCUGAUGGGGUUUCUCAGCAGGACUUGCAAACAAACAGCAAUAUGGUCUUGACUGCUGGGCGUCAGCUUGCAAAGACUUUGGAGUUACAGUCUCUAAACGAUUUGGGUUUUUCCAAAAGAUAUGUCAGAUGUCUGCAGAUUUCUGAGGUUGUCAACAGCAUGAAGGAUCUGAUUGAUUUCUGCCGGGAGCAAAACGUUGGGCCGAUAGAGGGCUUGAAAAGUUAUCCUCGGCAUACCUCUGUAGCCAAGCUCCAGAUGCAAAAGAUGCAGGAAAUGGAGCAGCUAGCAAAUGUUCAAGGCUUGCCAACUGACAGGAACACCCUUAAUAAGCUGAUGGCAUUACAUCCUGGCAUAAACAACCAUAUGAGCAACAACCACCAUAUGGCUAAUCGAGGGGCUUUAAGUGGCUCAGCACAGGCUGCUUUAGCACUGACUAACUACCAGAAUCUACUCAUGAGGCAAAACUCAAUGACUUCAAAUUCGAGCUCGCUUCAACAAGAGGCUGCUUCAUCUUUUAAUAAUUCUAAUCAGAACCCAUCUUCGAAUUUCCAAGGACCUGGUGCAUUUGUAGCAGGAUCCUUGCAGAACUUACCUGUAAGUGGUUUUUCAAGUCCUCAAAUUCCUCCACAACAGCCGCAGCAGCAACGAAGCUUAAGUAGUAAUGGCUUGCUGCAACAGAACCAUCCACAGUCCUCUCCUAGCAACCAAGCGUCACAACAGCAGAUGAUCCAACAACUGCUUCAGGAGAUGUCUAAUAAUAGUGGGGGAGGAGUGCAGCAGCAUUCUCUUUCUGGACAAAAUCAAAAUGGGAAUAUGGCAAGAAAUGGAGUAGGUUUUCGAAGUAACUCUUCAGAUGCACCUACUCCUGCUCCUACUGUGUCAGGAAGUGUUGCAGGACCUGCACCAAGCAGGAGCAACAGUUUUAAAGCUGCUUCAAACAGUGAUUCUUCUGCAGCUGGUGGUAAUAGUAAUUUUAACCAGAAAGUGCAGGAGUUGCCUCAUAAUCUUCAUUUGCAGGAUGACAUUGUUCCAGAUAUUGCUCACGAGUUCACUGAAAAUGGAUUUUUUAACAGUGACCUUGAUGAUAAUAUGGGUUAUGGUUGGAAGGCAUGACUAACAUGGCAUGGCCCAUUUUUCACUAUCAUUGGGUGAAAUUGGGCAUUAUAUAUUUGUACAGAAUAUCAAAUAGCUGCUUUACCCCACCCUUGCUUUUCUAAUUGUCGAAUUUGUGGUGACAUCAGGCACUUGUAUUUCUGUAGGUAUUUUUAGCUUCUCUCUGUUUUUGUUGCUUUUCACAUCCUCCCUUUUCUUUCUUCUUUGAGGGCUUUCUGUGAAGUCUUGCAAGUGUAAUCUAUCGGACGAAAACUGGAACAACUAAUAUCAUAUUUUAAUGAGUUCUGCAAUAUGGAAUUUUUUGUCA
Ricinus communis (castor bean) is the source of this 3318-nucleotide messenger RNA. Its product is annotated as probable transcriptional regulator SLK2. The record is from RefSeq and is a predicted model, not a curated record. NCBI's taxonomy places the organism in Eukaryota, Viridiplantae, Streptophyta, Magnoliopsida, Malpighiales, Euphorbiaceae. Gene Ontology annotation, biological process: negative regulation of transcription by RNA polymerase II; positive regulation of transcription by RNA polymerase II. Gene Ontology annotation, cellular component: nucleus; transcription regulator complex. The transcript has 10 exons. Bases 462 to 3011 code for a protein of 849 amino acids.